Molecule: messenger RNA, 2918 nt
Organism: Sesamum indicum (sesame)
Lineage: Eukaryota; Viridiplantae; Streptophyta; Magnoliopsida; Lamiales; Pedaliaceae
Product: putative LRR receptor-like serine/threonine-protein kinase At1g63430
Biological process (GO): protein phosphorylation
Molecular function (GO): protein kinase activity; protein binding; ATP binding
Source: RefSeq, a predicted model, not a curated record
UCCCUCUCUUUGUUUCUUUCUUUGUCUGUCUCAAUUCUCAGCAGUCAGCCCCCCCACCCCACCAAAAAUUAAUUCAAAAACCGCCGUUUUCAUUUCAUUUACUCCUCCAGUCCAGAGGACUCACAAACAAGCAAGAAAAUUCCAUCAGUGUUCCUGUUUUUCGUUUGUUUCAGGCGCUUUCUGCAGCUGCUGAAUAUUGUAAAGGAAUCAGUUUGAUGUAGUUCCAUUCUAUCCAUUUCGCCCGCUGCCUGUCCCUCUCUGUUUCUGACACCAAACACCUCUCUUUGAAUCCAAGUCUUCCUCCUUCGUGGGUUGCUUUUUGCUUUCAUGGGUUGUUGCUGAUUUUGAUUCAAGAUUUACUGCUAAGCUUACUACCUUUGGGUUUUCUUUAAUUCUUGACAGAAUCUUGCGUUUCCUCUUACGGGAUUUAUUGCCAUUCUUUAUAUUGUUUGUUGAUAAACAGUUGAAAUACCCCUGAGUUGGACCAUCUUUAUAGUUCAUUCACUUGUCUCAUAAGCCCACUUCUUUAGCUCUUUUUUUUCUUUCUGUUUUGGGUUCUUUUCCUUUUUAUCUUUUCAUUUUGUUUUCUUUGAAACUGUUGUUCUUGAUGGGUUCGUCGAGCACUUAAGGUGUGCUAAUGUGUAGAAGAAAGAUGAUAUCUUUUACUUCAUUACUGUUUCUGUAUUUCAGUUCAGGCCUCUUCGUUGCGGAUUGCUUUGCAUUUCCAAAGAAUGAAGUUGAAGCUUUAACUUCUUUCAAGAGAGCUAUUUUCGAGGACCCUUUACUGGUUUUGUCAAAUUGGGAUCCUCUGGUCUCAGAUCCUUGUAAUUGGUCUGGCAUUUCUUGUUCUAUGGCUGGAGACCAUGUCGUAAAGCUUAACAUAUCUCGAGCAUCGUUAAAGGGUUUUAUUGCACCGGAAUUUUACCAGCUCUCGACUUUGCAAGAACUAAUUUUGCAUGGCAAUUUGUUGAUUGGUUCAAUACCGAAGGAAAUUGGCAUGUUGAAGAACCUCAAGGUUUUGGAUUUGGGGUCAAACCAGCUAACAGGACCAAUACCGCCUGAGAUUGGAAACUUAACCGGCAUUGAGAAAAUAAACCUUCAGUUGAAUAGGUUGACUGGGAAGCUGCCUUACGAACUUGGUAACUUGAGAUACCUUCAGGAACUUCGGCUCGAUAGAAACAAGUUUCUAGGAACUAUCCCUGCUAGUAAUAGCUCGCAGUUUUUAUCCAACGCCCAUGGAAUGUAUGCUUCAAAAGAUAGCCCUCUGGGGUUCUGUGGAUCCUCCCUGUUGAAAGUGGUAGACUUAUCAUACAAUUUUUUGGUUGGAAGCAUACCUAAGUGCUUGGAGCAUCUACCAAGAUCCAGUUUCCAGGGCAAUUGCCUUCAAGCCAAAGAUGCAAAGCAGCGUCCUGCUGCACAAUGUGGUGUGCCUCCGCCUAUUAGAACCCGUCCAGGAAUUAACACAAAACACAGGCCUAUUGAAGAUCGAACUAAACAUCGAUCUACCAACACGAAACCUGCAUGGCUCCUAGUUCUCGAAAUAGCCACAGGAAUCAUGGUUGGUUUGCUAUUUGUCGUCGCUCUUUUUACUGCAUUCCAGAAGUGGAAGAGAAAACCUUCAAUCAUCAUCCCAUGGAAGAAGUUCGCAAGUACAAAGGACUAUAUGACAACUUACAUAGAUUCUGAUGCAAUGAAGAACGUUACGAGAUAUAGCAGGCAAGAACUUGAGGUAGCCUGUGAAGAUUUCAGCAACAUCAUUGGUUCGUCCCCGGAUAGCCUGGUCUACAAAGGCACCAUGAAAGGUGGGCCUGAAAUUGCUGUGAUAUCCCUUUGCAUCAAAGAAGAGCAUUGGACAGGCUACCUCGAAAUUUACUAUCAAAAAGAGGUGGCAGAUUUGGCAAGAUUAAAUCACGAGAAUGCCGGGAAACUGAUAGGCUAUUGCAGAGAAAGCCAUCCGUUCACAAGGAUGCUGGUUUUUGAGUACGCAUCAAAUGGAACACUCUAUGAGCAUCUUCACUAUGGAGAAGGAUGUCAAUUCUCUUGGACGCGGCGCAUGAAUAUUAUACUGGGUAUUGCACGCGGACUGAAGUAUCUUCAUACGGAACUUGAUCCUCCAUUUACUAUAUCCGAAUUGAGCUCCAGUUCCGUUUAUCUGACUGAAGAUUUUUCUCCAAAGCUGGUUGAUUUUGAAUGCUGGAAAAUGAUCUUCUCAAGAUCAGAAAAGAGCUCAGGCACUAUAAGCAAUGAAGGUGCUGUUUGUAUACUUCCAGAUGCUUUGGAAGGACGUCAUCUAGAUAUCCAGGGAAACAUUUAUGCAUUCGGGAUUCUGUUACUUGAGAUUGUCAGUGGGAGGCCUCCAUAUUGCAAAGACAAAGGUUGCUUAGUCGAUUGGGCAAAGGAGUUUCUGGAAUCGCCCAACAAUAUGUCUUAUGUAGUGGAUCCUGAACUGAAACAUUUCAGACAGGAGGACCUUAAAGUGAUAUGCGAGGUUGUGAACCUAUGUGUCCAUCCGAGUUCCAGUACCAGGACGUCCAUGAGGGACUUGUGCUCCAUGUUGGAAAGUGGUAUAGACACAUCCAUAUCUUUCGAAAUCAAGGCGUCGUCUCUGGCUUGGGCUGAGCUCGCCCUUUCUUCAUAGUGACUGGAAGCUAACAUUGUAAAUUUGGAUAUAGACAUAGUAGCGACACUUGUAUUUACCUUUUCUUUCUCGUUUGUUCUAAUCUCACCAGUGAUCUUGAUUCUUGGGUUGUCUGAGUUCUUGUAAAUCUUGCCUGCUAUAAGAAACAUAGGUUUCCUUAAUUCUUUUGUACAACAUUGCCCUCACAUUUGAGGUCAUUAGAGUAGUGGAUGAAGGGCUUGCUUCAUUGUUGCCUCAUGCGAGUGUCCUCUUUUAAGGAAGAUUAAUGCCGGUUCUCCAA